GUUAAAUUGGAGGCAACGACGAUCGAAAACAAGACACAUGUUUGUUCCGUGGUGCAUAACUAUACGUUUGUGAAAAAAAUGGCAAAUAAACGCACUAGGAAUCGUAAAAAGUUUAAUUACAAUGUGAACUUACGGAAAAAAUGGAGGAAAAUGAAAAAGCAGCCGACAGUUCUGUGUGAACAGAUGAAACACAACUGGGAUCCUAAGAAAACAACAAAGCAGAACAUGCAUGAUAUGGGCCUAUCUUAUGAUCCAAAUGAGGCAGUACCAAUACCAAAAACCAAGGAGGUAAUGAAACCGAAGAAUUUGAAAGAUGAAGAGGAAAUGGAUGUAGAUAAUAUUAGGAGCAGACAGACAAAAAAGAAGAAAUUAGACCCAACUAAGCUACAUGUGGUUCAAGAAUUGGAAGAUUUGUCCAAACUACCUACAAAUCCAAGUAGAACGUUCCGUUUAUCUGCACCAGUUGUGCAGUACUGUGUUUAUAUGCUUGACAAAUAUGGAGAUGAUUAUAAGGCCAUGGCAAGGGACAAGAAGAACUAUUACCAAGAUACCCCUAAGCAAAUCAGACAAAAGAUCAACAUAUUUAAAGGGAUACCUGCACACUAUAAUGAAUACCUAAAAUCAAAGGAAAGUGGUAAAGUUGAGAAUAUGGAAACGGAAGCCUUAACAACAUAGGAUGGAGGGCAUAUGUCACUGGUAAUAUUGAUCAGAAGGGGCAAGGCAAGCAAAAUAGUUAAUCUUCAUCUUGGAUGUUGGACUUGGAAUAAAUAACGUACUCGCUAGGUAGCAGUAAACUGUACACAUUGUGCGUUACUGUUUUAUAUAAUAAGCAGAACACAAUCGUUAUGCACUCACUGUGUUGUACGACAAAUCCAACUCCACUCCCUGUGAGUGCUAAACGAUGCGACACCAGUGGCGGCGCUAUGGGGAGGUUAGGAAGGGCUACAGCACCCCCCCCCCCCUCCAAUCGGGGAGGCUUUGUUCCCCCAUAGGAGAUGUUAGUAUAGAUUCGUCUUGGAUAAAAUGAUAUUUUAAAACAUUUUCUGUAUUAUUAUCAAAUGUUGGCCUGAAUUGGAUAGGAUAUAAAUUAAUAGUUUGGACACUGAUGAGAUACAAAAACACCAUCCUUAGGUCAAGAUGCCCUGUAUAUAAGUGUCUGGCAGAUUAUUUGGGGAGGGGGACACACCCGUCCCAAAUCCUUUCCCGGCUUGGGCCUUCGAAUAGCGCUAUGCACCAAAGUACAAUUCUUGGCCUGCUGUCGGGGAAAUCCUAGUGCCACUGUGCGACACCGUUUGCUGACUGUUGGUGGCAGUCUGAAUGGAUCGUCAUUAAAAACGAUCCGUUGCAUGCGUUGUGCCGUUCUCCGUAGUUCUGCGUAGGCCAGCAACAGUCGGGCGUAUAGCGAGUGCCAGAAUUUACAAGUCUGACAUGUGGCAAAUACCCAGUUGCUAUGUAUUAAUAUUAUCAGCAUUAUUAUUACUGUACUAGGAUGAUUGAUAGAGAUAAUUGAGAAAAAUCCAUCACUUUUUAAUACAGUACAUGAAUAUUUUAGUAUUACAGUAAUAGCAUAAACCCAGAGGACCUAUAAAAGUCCUUGCAUAAACAGCGCCCUCUUUUAAUUAUGUAAAUAUAUUUGGAACCAAUAAAAGACAUACCAACAAAUGAAAAACUAGUACCUUGAAUCACGUCAGUCUUUAUUAUAUUGCUCCUUGCAGUGAAGUUUUACAAAUCUGGCAUCCACCAGGUGAUACAAUAAUAAACAAAACAAUAG
Messenger RNA from Anneissia japonica, 1771 nucleotides. RefSeq names its product nucleolar protein 16-like. Gene Ontology annotation, cellular component: nucleolus. The transcript is spliced from 5 exons. Gene Ontology annotation, biological process: ribosomal large subunit biogenesis. Lineage: Eukaryota; Metazoa; Echinodermata; Crinoidea; Comatulida; Comatulidae. The record is from RefSeq and is a predicted model, not a curated record. The coding region runs from base 79 to 675 and encodes 198 amino acids.